This is a messenger RNA of Cyclocybe aegerita, 4035 nucleotides long. NCBI's taxonomy places the organism in Eukaryota, Fungi, Basidiomycota, Agaricomycetes, Agaricales, Hemipholiotaceae. The record is from the annotation of a GenBank genome assembly.
AUGGGUGUCGAACUGCCUUACCUACCGAUACUUGAUAUCCAUGCUUUGAACCCCUUCCUUUCGCCCAACUCGGCUAUCUUGAAGCGCCAGCUCGAACGUGCCAAUGAGUUCUGCGAGAAGAGAGCCGGCGUCACCAAGAAGCAAGAGAAGGCUGCCGUCCGACGUUUGGUGCAGCAGCAAUACCACGACGACAAGCUCAAAGCGACGCUUCCAGAAGUCGUUUAUUCAGCUGUGAAGGAGAAUCCAAGGCAUUAUGGUGCCCCCAGGAGAUUCGCUAUCCUGAUUGCCCCUCAUGCCGUCGUCCAUAAAGAUGAAAUGAUCUACGACACCUCCAAGUACGUCUUCGAGGGCCACACCAUCCACUUCUCUGCAUUCAAGACACCCGAAACCGGUUUUUGGAUCAACAACUCCUGGGUGCCGCCAUCCCAGAUCCUCCUUUCCCCAAACAAGACGACCUACACGUUCAAUGCCCAUCUCAAGAAUAAAGACGGCGGUGGAAUCCUCCACGGGUACCUCAAUUUUGUCCAAGAGGACAUGCCGCAUGGAUUACUCAUUCACAACAACGACGCCGCCUUCGCCAUUCAACUCAAGCCAUAUGCGUCUCAGUAUUCUGUCGCUGUUUCAGCUAACGCCGGUGCUGUGUGGUCGUCUGGAAACCAUGAGUUUACUUGGGACGUCAAAUCAGAUCAGUGGAAGAACGCGACUUGGGAAAGCAAGGCUGGUGUGUUCGCGUAUGACAUCGCGAACAACAACGACCCUAUACUUCCGAUCAACGUCAUCGAGGUCGGCAUCACGGACAGCAAGUCGACCGCCCCUGCUACGCCGCCUUCCUUCGACUAUGCUCUCACCCUACCCGAUCGCUCCAAGUAUACGGCCGUUUUCCAGCAGGCCAAGGAUCAGACCUAUUUACGGGUCCUCCUCAAGGAUAACACCUUAAUCCCUCUUAAAUCAGCUGCUCGAGAAGCCUCAGCGGUCAAGACUCUCUUCGGAACCGAGUUAUUUGUUGCUUUUGACGACUCGGCCUUUGGGUUCGUCGGAGCAUACAUCGACGAAACUCAGCGCGUCUAUGCAAUCAAAGGCCAGGCCACCUUUCCUCCCCCGCCUGCUUCGCCUUCAAUCGUCGGCCCCAAGGCUGUUUCCGCACCAAAGUUGUUGUCCGAGCUUCAUUCCUCUCCUAUCCUCGCGGAGGCUGCAUAUCAUGCCCCCCUUAGGAAACUCUUUGCCAAAACGCCACCCCUACGCGGUGCUUUUCCGACAUUGGCGUCAAGCGAUCUCGACAUCACAGGCCUCCUCAAUCUCAACCCUAUGCAGCAAGACAAGGAUGGCCAGUGGUUCGACGCUGCUGGAAGAGCUGCGAUGAGCGACCUGCACGACGGGAUCCUGACCUUCAUGGACGAUGGCCUGCACAACACAUUCGUCGGCGGCAAUCGUCCUAAUCUCAAGCCGGAGGUGCGCAACAUCAUUUUCAGCAACCCUACCGAGAACGCCCGGUUCUACACGACGUUGCAAGUUCCUUUCUUGACCGCGGCGCUGUCCUCUUCUACUCAGCCGUCUUCUCAGUUUUUGAAUGGCUCUCGCGCAGCCAAGGUUCUUCGCGACUUGCCGGCCAACGACCCCGUUUACCAACAACAGAGCAGCGAGCUCUAUAGUCUCCGUUGGAAGCAAAUGUAUCCGAUUAUCCAGCAGUACCUGGACGACCAGUCGGGCAACGACUACACCGACGCUAUCAACAACGCUGGGGCUUACCUUAAGAAGGACCUCCAAGACCGCUUCAAAGACGUACCCGACCCGGAUGGGUCCCAAGCGGCUGCGAUCAAGAAGGCACAAGACGACCUUGACGAUCUCCAGACAUAUGCGGUCUCCAACAAUCUCUACUGGGCGAUGAUGCUCUUCUACUACACGCAGACGUAUUACCUCCCUUUCUUACAGUCGAAGAUGGCGAGCAGCACUCUCUCCGCGGAGAUCUCGAACGAACUCAAGGCCUAUGGCGCGACCCUCGGUAUCCUCGAGAAUAAUGGGACCACUGCCAACGGCAACUCCUUCCAAGCCGCCUUCAACGACAUGAUCCGGGCGUUCACUUUAACGACCAUCCUACCCCAGUACAUCGACGCGGAGGGCAACAAGACCGACUACAUAUCGUACAUGGAUGCCAUCAUGGAGCAAUUCCUGCAGACCUACGCCACCAGUGGAGACCCCGACAUACAGGAAUAUGUGGCAGACAUUACUGUACUCCGAGGCGACCGCCAGGCCAUUGAGUUGUUCAUGAACUUGCUGAUAUCGGUCAGUCGGACGACUACUGCUUCGCUCAGUUGGGCUUCGCUCGUGGCAAAGAUGCGAGUGCUUGCAGAUGCGGACGGCUAUUAUUCCAAGCUGGCUCGCGGUGCAGGGAUGUUGGGCAGCUUCCUCAUGUUGGCCUGCGUCGUUUCUCUGGUCAUGGUCUUCCGCCCUGGCAAAGGGUGGGAUAGCAUGACCGAUUUGCAGAAGGCUUAUACUGUGACCUCUGCCAUAAGUAUUUUUGUAUUCGCACUGGUCAAGAUUGCUCAACGCGGUGCGCGCAUUAUCAACUUCUGGAGUGAUCUAGGCACAGCGGCGAACAGGAUGAAAGUCCUCCUGGGAGGAAAUGAAGAACUUAUUAACGCUAUUGGCCCAGCAUCCAAAGAUGCUCAAAGCACCUUCACGAGAUGGCUUACCCGCACUACAAAGGAGAGCAUGGAAAUGGACGCUUCAGAGGCUGCACCUUUCAAGAAAUACUUUGGCAGAAACGCGUCUGAGUUCCUGGCACGGACCGCUGGGGUCGUCCUAGGCCUUGUCAACAUUGCCCUGGCUGCUUGGACCAUUGCAACGACGAGUGAUCCCCUGGAGAAGGACAUGGCUAUCCUGAAUAUCGUUUCUGGAGGUCUUGCGAUCCUGGGUAUCGCCGCUGGAUGGAUUGCAAGCUCGAUCACUCUCACCAGUAUUGAGGCCGGCCUCAUGGCUGGCGUCAUGGUUGGUGUGUUGGAAUUCGCCGCAGCGGUGUUGGGCCCUUUGAGUCUUGCUUUUGCAGUUGCUGGUAUGAUAGUCAUGAUCGUUAUGAUGUUCCGCCACCAAGACCCCCCGGAUCCUUUGAAAGACUUCGCAGAGGGCAAGGCUAAAGAUUUUGGUUUAUACAUGCCUAAGAAAACUCAAAUCGACUAUUUCAACGUCAUUCCUCCGAACGGCCCCCUAGGCAUUUCGCACGAUGGCCUCGUAUUCAUGAAUGGGACCAAGUACGUCCAGAUAUCCGCCCUCAAGGUUGGCCCAACCGGCCCUAUAUCCGCUCCAGUCGUCCUAUCAGGCGCCAUUACUUAUAAGCCGGACGUAUGCCUCAAUGUUCAAACCGAUAGCAAAGGCUUCACCAGAAUAUGGACUUCAACAACUGACGCGAACGGCAAGACUCGAGCUCAAGUCUGCCUCUCCGUGGAUGACAGCGGCCAGAUCCUCGCUCUUCCGCCUCCCUCGAAGACGAGGAAGGAUGACAAAGGCAACACGAUUUCCGCUGAUCCUGCGGUUUAUGCGAAGCUUGUCAAGCAGCAGCAGUGGAUCUUCGAUUGCACCCAGAAGGGAGCUUCGGUUAUGGUCGAGGACACGAGCUACGUGACGACUGCAGGCUUCACUAUCCGGUCUGCUGCUACCAACUCCUACCUGACUAUCGACGCCCAAGCCACCAGGGUUCAACUGGCGAAUUCUCCUCAGGAAUGGAUUUGCAGUAUGCAAUCCAUCGGUCCCAGCGGGUUCUCGUACGCCGGAAGUCCUUGGACCAUCUACACUGACUCUCGCGACGAACUCAUUGCGGCGCAGAUGGACACUCCUGGCUCCCAACCGCUGACUUGGGCUAUCAAGCCCGCAUUGCCUACCGGCCUCGAAAUCAGGAGCGACGGUUCCAUUGCUAUCAUUGCAAACAAGACCGCGGCCCAAAGCCCGCAGACCAUCUACAAGGUUACUGCAAGUAUCACGAUCAACGGUAACAAGUAUACGCAGUCGGCGGAUGUGACCAUCGAAGUGGCGGUCCCUCCUUGA